Molecule: messenger RNA, 2007 nt
Organism: Candida albicans SC5314
Lineage: Eukaryota; Fungi; Ascomycota; Pichiomycetes; Serinales; Debaryomycetaceae
Exons: 1
Coding region: 1-2007 (668 amino acids)
Biological process (GO): clathrin-dependent endocytosis; clathrin coat assembly; vesicle budding from membrane
Cellular component (GO): clathrin-coated vesicle; clathrin-coated pit
Molecular function (GO): SNARE binding; phosphatidylinositol-4,5-bisphosphate binding; clathrin heavy chain binding
Source: RefSeq, a predicted model, not a curated record
AUGACUACCUAUGAGAAGAUUGUCAAGGGUGCUACUAAAGUGAAGGUGGCUGCCCCUAAACCAAAAUAUAUUGAGCCCAUAUUAAUGGCUACAUCGUUGGAUCAUUCCCUUAUUUCUAAGGAGAACUUCAACACUAUAAUGAGAACAUUACAGGCACGAUUGCACGACAGUUCUUGGUCUGUCGUUUAUAAAGCCUUGAUUGUGAUUCAUUUGAUGAUUAGGGAAGGGGAUAAAAAUGUGACGUUAGAUUAUUUAAGUAAUCAAGCAUCGCCAAAUCUUUUAAAUUUGAACAAUAAUAACAUCAUCAAAAAUAGCAACAGUUUCAAUUCUGAUAUCAAAUUUAUCACGAGAUAUGCCAAGUAUUUACACACCAGAGUCAAGCAAUUUGAGUCGACGGGGGUGGAUUAUGUUAGAGAUGAAAGAUCAAAUAACAAUACCAAUCAGCAAGGUGGUAGAUUAAGAUUACUUGACGUGGACAAAGGUUUGUUGAGAGAAGUUGAAAGUGUCCAGAAACAAAUUGAUUCUUUAUUGAAGAAUAAUUUCAUGGAAAACGAGAUAAAUAAUGACAUUGUCUUAACUGCAUUUAGAUUAUUGGUCAAUGAUUUGUUGGCUCUUUUCCAAGAAUUGAAUGAAGGGGUGAUAAACAUCUUGGAACAUUAUUUUGAAAUGUCGAAAAUUGAUGCUGAAAGAUCUUUAAAGAUAUACAAAAAAUUUGUAGAUCAAACCAAGUUUGUCAUUGAUUAUUUGAGAGUAGCUAAGCAUUUGGAGUAUGCUACGAAGUUACACGUCCCAACUAUCAAACACGCGCCUACAGCUUUGACAAGUUCUUUGGAAGAAUAUUUGGAUGAUCCAAAUUUUGAAAUUAAUCGAAAACAAUAUUUAGCAGAAAAAAAGGGGAAAGACAAUAUUGUUCUGAAACCGACUCAAUCUAUACUUAAUAAGAAGAGUAAGAAUGAACCGGGCCAACAACAACAACAACCAAGAGAACAACAACAGAAAUUACAAGGUACUAGUAGUGAUUUGAAUAGACACAGUUCAUUGGUCGUGCAACAGACCUACAAUCCGUGGAAUACCAUGUUUGUCCCAAUUGUCGGAGUUGUGGAUCCGCUGCAACAAGACCAAGCUCAACAACAGGCUCAACAGCAAGCGCAACAGCAAGCGCAACAGCAAGCAUUGCAGCAACAAGUUCAAUUGCAACAGGCUCAACAACAAGCUUUACAACAGCGGGCCACACAGCAGGCCACACAGCAGCAGCAACAGACUUUGUUUUCACAAUUGCCAUCCAUUUCUCAAGGUAAAACAUUGCAAUCUACAUUUACUGGUGUUGGGUUUGGAGGAUAUGGCUCGCAGCCACAACAGUUACAAGCACAGCACACAAACCCAUUCAUCCAACCUAGUCAACAAUUACAGCAACCACAACAACCACAACAACCAAUAGGGUUACAGAGAUCUAAUACAAACCCAUUUUCAAGUAUGGCAACAGGUCAACAUCAAGUUUCACAACAACAGUUUGCUCAACCAUAUAGCCAACUGAACAUGAAUCAACAACCACAACCUUUACAAGCACAAUCAACUAACCCAUUUGCUAAUACAAGAUUCGCAUCUACCAGUCAUACCACAGCAUUCACAUUGGAUAAUGGAUCAAUUCAACCACAACAGCAGCAACAACAACAAAAUCAAAAUCAAAAGAUUCAAGCUAACGCAACUGGCAAUAAUCCGUUUAAAGUAUCACAAACUACCCUGCAGUUAUUUGAUAAUUAUGCUCUGACCCAACAACAAAACCAACACCAACAAUUGAAACCACAAGCAACUGCUGGUGGAUUGGAGCAUUUACCUACUAUUCCAGUCUUCCCGGAGACCCAACAAGAAGCUCAAAGACAAUUUUACUUUCAAAAUGCCCAAACUGGGCUAUACAACCAAGCAUUCCAACCACAACCACAACAGCAGCAGCAACAGCAACAGCAAGUGCAACAAUAUAACUAUCAUGAUGGUCCAAGCUUAAUUUGA